UUAUGCCAGAGGGGGUUCCGCGCAACGAGUCACGUGCGCUCCGUGAAGGACAGAGGUGGUGGAAGCGCUCGCGGAGCUUUGCCUCGCGCCGGUGAGAGGCCUCCCCGUUUUACCAGAGGACGGGACUGAGGAGGGAAAAGAGGAGGAGAAGAUAAGUGUCAAUCUGUCGAGACUUGUUCGGGAAUUUGAGGAAAGGAGGGGAGCUGGGGAGAGCAGAAGGAGGCUGCAGGAGGGAGAAGCGACAAGAAAUCCACGUCAACAAGGACUUUUCUCUGGAGUGGGACCAUUGAAUCAUUGAGGACUUAAAAAAGACAGUUAAAGGAAAAGCCGGUGGACUUUUGUUUGGGAAAGAAAAUGAGGGUAUUUGCUGCUGUGUGACUCACAAAACAAAGGAAUGACAUUUUCAGAGUUGUGCAACAAUCCCAUGCCUUUUUGAGCUAAACUGAAACAAGGGGAGAUCAGUUCUCCCCAGAACAAAACUUCAGGUGCUUUGGGUGUCACUAUGGGCACCAAAAAAAACAUCUAUACCCUCUUGGGGAAUUUAUCUAACAUGGCAGAUCACAAGUUUCUGCCAGGUGGAAAAAGCUCCCGAGAUCCAAGUCCCUUGCCAAAAACGACGUCCUCAUUAGAAAGAGAAAGGGACCCCAUGCAGGAAAAUUGGAGUACAGAUCAAGAGAAAGCAGAACACAAAGAUGUGGGCACGUUCCCAAUCAAAAAGGGAAGGAAAGAGCAGAAGGCAGAAGAUGACAAAAGACGAAACGGCAGAUUUGAUUCAAACUACGAGAGGGAAGAUGAUUAUAGAGAAAAAAAGAUUUAUUUGGAGCGUGGUACAUUUCCACGAAUGAGUAAAAAUUCUUUUGAUCCUAAAAUGAGAAUUAUAACCUCUUCAGAGAUGGAGGAUAAAAGAGACCGAAGACCCAAAGACUAUCCUAAAAGAGACGAGACGGAAAGCUAUAGAGAUAAAAGAAAUCAUGAGACGAGGCCCAGAACCAGGGAAGAGGGUAAAAACAAGGAUAGAUGGUCCUCAGACGAAUGGCGGUACCAGGGAAAAAAAUUCAGUGAUGAUCUCCGGGACAGGAGAGGAGAUGCAGGUGAUUUGAGGGAAAUUAGAGAAAAAGAUGCACCAAUAAAAAGAGAAAAAACAAGACCAGACAUGGACAGGAUGGAUCCCAGAAUGAAUUAUACAGACAGAGUAUUUGAGAGGGACGGUUAUUCAGACAAGAGGGAAAGGCCUUCAAUGAGAGAAGACACGAAAGAUCCAAGAGGAGACAGCUGCAUAGAUGAAAGACAACCGAGAAUUGACAAAGAAAGAGAGGAUGGAGAUGGACAGAUGUACAAAAACAAGGACAGAGAGAAAGAAGAGGAUAGACCCAAGAAGAGCAGGGCAUACGAAAACAGGAGGAUGGAAAGAUCAGCGGAAAAAGUGGAGGAAAGAUGGAGAGGGGGCUUUAGAGAGGACAGAAAAUUUAAGGAAAGAAAGAAUGGACAAGAUGGAAAAAGGUCUGGAUGCCACUCACCUGGCGUUGGUAGAGAAACGUGGAGGGAUGCAGAUGAAGAGAGAAUGCAUAGGCGACGUGGAGACAGUGAUGAGGAGAGGAAAUCAAGUAGACAGAGGGCUGGCAAGCAGGAAAGGGGAGACCAUAGAUGGAGGGAUCCAGAAAGAAAUGAGAUAAGUCAUAGUUUUCAAAACAGAAGUGAUAGAGAUGAUUGCAGAGGAACGAGAGGCGGUGUUCUUGACAUAGGAAGGAUGUGGUUAGACCCACAGAGGGGCAAGAAUAAUAAAGAAAAAAGCAUAGACAGAGAGAGGUGCACAAGACAGAAGGAAGAGUGGAGUGAAGAGAAGAAGCUGCAGGGAGUGAGAGGAAGAGACGAACCAAGAGGCAGUGGGGAACCAGACGAGAGGUACUCAAAAAAUUACAGAGGGACACCGGUGGGAAGAAAUGAGUUCACCAGGGGAGAACCAGAGGGAGCAAGUGUAGAUGGAGACGAGGAGAGCAAAACCACGAGAGAAAUGGAUAAGGGAGGUCAGAGACGAGGGACACAAGACAACUGGCAGAAAAAUGGACAGACAAACACGCCAGCUCACUCAGAGGAAAGUGACAGGGAGGAAAGGGGUGGGAGCGAUUACUCUCAGCAUUCUAGGAGUGAAGAAGGAAGUGAGGUUGGAUGGAGGGAAGAACGAUACCAAAUGCCAUCAGCAGAGGAUGGCAGUAUCACGUGGUCCAGUAGUGGAGAUGAGAUAGAACGAGAGUUCAGGGGACCCGCAUCUUAUGUCUCCAUGGAAUUUGAAAGUCCUGAGGAAAGGGAAGAAGAAGAGGAGAAACCACAAAACUGUGGGGUGUCACAGGAUGAUCAAAGAGGAGGAGUGGAUGGAGAAAACUCAAAUACUGAAAGUCAUCAUGUUCUUACUGAUGAUGAAGCAAUUUCCCAGGAAAACAUAUUUAUUACAACCGCGAGACGUGAUCACCAGCAAGAAAUCAGUAACCAGUAUAUAGAAGGUGACCAGUCGUGGAAAAAAAAGUUUACUGCAAAAGAACAAAAGGAACUGGAAAUCCAGCCUUCAUUUUCAGAGCGUCGUGACAGAGAAACUGAAGAUGGAAUGAGGAGCAAAGGGGGACUUGUAGGAAUAAGAAAAAUUAAAAGAGACUCAAAGACUGAAAAACUUCUCAAAGCAUGGAAGGAGAAAAACAAUAAACCAGCAGGAGAAGAAAGACAGAAAUCUUCAGCUGUCCUACGUAAUCCUGGCGAUGGUUCCCAGGAGACUUUGGAUAAAAAUCAACCCAUCAUGAACCAAAUAAACAUUGAAGCACUGAGUGAAGAAGAGGUGGAGGCCCUUCGAAUUAGAAUGAGCGGAGCAUGGAGCACUGACGACCCCAAGAGGCACUCCCAUCCGCCUCACCUGAAAUGGGCUACGAGUGUGGUACGAGAAAUACUGGGGACGUCAGAGGACAACGCAAUGGACGAACCGGGUUCAGAAACACAAAAAGAUCAAAGUGAGGCCACCAAACGACAGGAGGUGUUUGCAGAGAGAGCUGUGGAUGUGCCUACUUUAAGAAUUUGGACUAGUACCCAGAGUUCAGAUGUAGAAGGGGAGGACAACAACCUGUCAGAGGAUUUUGAAGACGAUGCAGAUGUUGUAAGCAGAAGCAUGGGAGACACGGAGAUGAGGACCAUGCUUCAUCCAUUUUCAAGAAAGAAAAGGAGUUCAAAAUAUUUCAAAGCUGCACAGCUAUACCAGCAGUACAGUGAGGCAGCGCAGAACAUUGAAAUCCUGCGGCAGGGUCGCACAGACGUGCUCUCCAUAUGCGAGGAAGCUCCUUCGUCUCCCUUUCCAUCACCACAGCAAUCCCGCAGACCCCUACCUUCCCUGCCCACAGUCCUGCACCCCCACUCCUUGUCCCACCACAGCUCCUUCAAUAACUAUAAAAGCCUGCCUCUCCCGGAGUCUCACGGUAACAAACGCCGAUCUUCCUCUCCACGUCUGUCCAUUUCACAACCUGGCACGCUGUGGCGGGAACUCCCGGGCGUCAGGGACAACAACAAGCUAGAGGAACUGACAGAAAACCAGUUACGCCUACAGGAGGUGCGCUUCGAAGUUGUAACGUCAGAGGCCUCCUAUUGUCACAGUUUAGACAUUGUUGUCGAACACUUUGUCAAGUGCAAGCCGCUGCAGGACCUGUUGGGCAAUCAAGAUCGAAACUGGCUUUUUUCUAGAUUGCUAGAAGUUCGUGCUAUAAGCCACAGGUUCUUGGAGAAACUGGAGGAACGCGUGGACUCGGACAUCAUGCACUUCACCGUCUGCGACAUUAUUGCUCACCACUGCAAGCGCUUCCGAACGGUUUACGUUCCCUACCUCACCAACCAGUCGUAUCAGGACGCCACCUACCAGAGGCUCAUGACGGAGAAUGCAACAUUCAAGCAGCUUGUGGAGAGUAUCGAGAAGAGUGCUGUUUGUCAGAGACUCCCCCUUCGAUCUUUUCUUGUGCUUCCUUUCCAAAGGAUUACAAGACUUAAACUGUUGGUGCAGAACAUUGUGAAAAGAACAAACCCUGGUACAGAAGAGGCGAAGCAAGCCAUCAGAGCGAUGAAACUUCUGGAAUCGAUCAUUCAGCAAAGCAACGACAGCAUCUCCCAGAUGAAAAGCAUAGAGUCCCUCGUCUCUCUCAACGCUAAAGUGGACUUUGAGUGCAAAACUCUUCCUCUUAUCAGUCAGUCUCGGAGGUGGGUGCGAGAAGGUCCCGUGAUCGAGCUGAUGGAUUUCGCUUGCAAAGACGCAGAGCGCAGUGUUUACUUGCAUCUUUUCAACGACUACUUGCUGCUGUCGCUACAGAAAGAAGGAGGGAGGUUUACAGUAAUCAACCACGUUCCAGUCAAUGAACUGCAAGUAGAAAACUGCCGCAUCAAACUUCACUCCCUCCAGAAGAACCUGUUCCGGUUGCAAAUGUCAACCACUUCUUACUUGCUAAGGACUGACACACAGAGUGACAAGCUUCGUUGGAUCUCUGCCCUUAAAAGGCCCCAUGAUCAAGUAGAUUUUUCUGCUGCUCAAGAUUGUGAGCAAAUGCUGUGCGUGAAAGCUUAUAUGGCCCAGCAGCCUGAUGAGCUGUCCUUGGAAAAAGCUGAAGUAAUUCUGGUGCAUCAGGACAGCAGUGAUAAUUGGGUGGAGGGAACCAGGCUGUCAGACUUCCAGCGUGGAUGGGUGCUAAAGUCACAUUUAGAGACCAUAAGCAACUCGAAAGUCAAGGAGCGAAACCUGUCAGACGCCUUUAAACUGACCACUGCCACGGCAGCAACAGUGGCCGAUUAAGAGAGAUCGCUCUGAAGAGGAUCAUAAAGGGUGUCAAAAAAAAAACACACACACACAUGGAGGAUCCAAGAUGUGUGCCAUAAAAACUGGACAAUAGACUUUCUGUGAUGUUUCUCCUGACAUGUUGCGCACAGGAGUACAGCAGCCAGGAACUGCUGCAAGGAUGCAUUUCACUGGAGCUUUAUGUCUCUGACUCUUCAAAAUACAUAGUUUUACCUGAGAGCUCAUAUCAGUUUUAGACUAGUGGCUGUUAUGUAUAAUGCAUUGUUAAAAAGAAUCUUGUACAAAAGUAUAACAGAAGAGUUGUGUUUUGAUGUAACUAUUUUUAAGGGAAAUAACCUUAUCUAAAGAUGUUUUUUCCCCCGUCAAUCAUUGUUUCUAUGUAAAUGACCAAAUUCUAAGAUAGAAACUUUGAAAUAUCUUUUAUUUUUUACUGUUUUGUCUGUGUGCACCAGAGGCAACAGACACAGUUUAGUCUUUAAGACAAUUACACUAUGAACAACCUUCCUAAAAAGGUUUCAAUAAAUUUUAAUUCAAGUCAUA
Oryzias latipes (Japanese medaka) is the source of this 5350-nucleotide messenger RNA. It is a transcript of the gene arhgef5, whose product is annotated as Rho guanine nucleotide exchange factor (GEF) 5. The record is from RefSeq and is a predicted model, not a curated record. Gene Ontology annotation, biological process: intracellular signal transduction; activation of GTPase activity. Gene Ontology annotation, molecular function: guanyl-nucleotide exchange factor activity; protein binding. Gene Ontology annotation, cellular component: nucleus; cytoplasm. NCBI's taxonomy places the organism in Eukaryota, Metazoa, Chordata, Actinopteri, Beloniformes, Adrianichthyidae.